AUGUAUGACAAUGGAGUAUGGCAUAAUGUAUGCACUGAGGAUUUCACCUGCCCACUUGAAAUAGCAGAUAUAGAAAAUAGAAUUAUUGGGAAAGACGUUACGUUUAAUGCAACAUAUUAUUUCGGGAAUGCCGCAUUUGUACCUGGUACACGUCACUAUGAGUAUAACGCAAUACUCGCAUCACAAAUCGACUCCAUUAAAAAGAAUGAUAUAGGGACAGACGCUGUGUCAACAGACAAUUGUCAACGAUGUGAGGUCAAUGGAAUAGAAGACACAUUGGUCCAAUGCGUUUGUACAAUAGUGGAUUGCCCAUCAGCCAUCGCCGAGGAAAUCGAGUUAAAAUCGUCACUUCCUGAAAAUACAUCAUCACGUGAUAGAAUGUGUUUGAUUCGCAAAGAUGAUAUGUAUACCAUCUAUACGUGCCAAUACUACUCGGAUGAUCCUGAUAUGACUGAGCAUGUGAUUCAAGCUAGUACAUAGAAUGAUGAGAAUUAAAUAUCUUUAUGCCAGUUAUGAAUAGUUAAAUAUUUUCAAUUGCGUAGUAUGUGACAACUUUUUUACUGUCGAUCACGUGUGUAAUUUGUAUUCAUG
Molecule: messenger RNA, 591 nt
Organism: Saccoglossus kowalevskii
Lineage: Eukaryota; Metazoa; Hemichordata; Enteropneusta; Harrimaniidae
Source: RefSeq, a predicted model, not a curated record